AUGAGCUUGCCUGUAGCUUGCUAUGGCAUGCAUUUCCCAAACUGCAGUUCCUCUGCUAUUCCUGAAAAGACAGAUCACCUCCCGGGAUACACAGUGCUCACAGUACGAGCAUCCCUCAAAACUAGGCAUGCAGAGACAGAGGAGUCUGCAGAAUCAGAAGGUGUAAUUGAUUCUCAAAAACAUAGAGAAAUCCUUUCACGAAGACCCUGUUAUAGAAAAAUACUGAAUGAACUUUCCUCUGAUGUGCCUGGUGUUCCCAAAAUUGAAGAAGAAAAAUCAGAGGAAGAAGGAACGCCACCUAACAUCGCUACCAUGGCAGUACCGACUAGCAUAUAUCAGACUAGCACGGAGCAAUACAGUAUGUAUGCUGCAAUUCACUAUGUUACAGUGCUAGCUUUAAGUCUUCUCUAGUUACAUUGAAGCAACGUGGGUUUGGCAUUCAAUUGUUCCAUUUAAAAAGGCAUCAUAAUAUCUAAACUGUGUGUAUCAUAGAAUGAAAAGUACAUGUUAAAGAAGUAAGAG
Molecule: messenger RNA, 522 nt
Organism: Mustela lutreola (European mink)
Lineage: Eukaryota; Metazoa; Chordata; Mammalia; Carnivora; Mustelidae
Product: cAMP-responsive element modulator-like
Exons: 2
Coding region: 1-411 (136 amino acids)
Biological process (GO): regulation of transcription by RNA polymerase II
Cellular component (GO): nucleus; ATF4-CREB1 transcription factor complex
Molecular function (GO): DNA-binding transcription factor activity, RNA polymerase II-specific; RNA polymerase II cis-regulatory region sequence-specific DNA binding; protein binding
Source: RefSeq, a predicted model, not a curated record